Messenger RNA from Notothenia coriiceps (black rockcod), 1029 nucleotides. Its product is annotated as lysine-specific demethylase 5C-like. Gene Ontology annotation, molecular function: DNA binding; histone H3K4me/H3K4me2/H3K4me3 demethylase activity. Bases 119 to 922 code for a protein of 267 amino acids. Gene Ontology annotation, cellular component: nucleus; chromatin. Gene Ontology annotation, biological process: chromatin remodeling; regulation of DNA-templated transcription. The record is from RefSeq and is a predicted model, not a curated record. Lineage: Eukaryota; Metazoa; Chordata; Actinopteri; Perciformes; Nototheniidae. The transcript is spliced from 6 exons.
AGCAGUGUUAGCUAGCCAACUGGACCCGUUUUAUUUCCAGCGUUCAUCACAACAACAGAGGAAGGAGAGCGACCAGCAGCCCUGUCAUUACCCGGGACAUCGAGGUGUCUUCGGGGCAAUGGAAGGGGAAGAGUUUGUUCCUCCUCCGGAGUGUCCAGUGUUUGAGCCGUCAUGGGAGGAGUUUCAGGAUCCUCUGGGCUACAUCGCCAAGAUACGUCCAAUCGCAGAGAAGUCUGGAAUCUGCAAAAUCCGACCUCCACAAGACUGGCAACCUCCGUUCUCAGUGGAGCUGGACACCUUUCGCUUCACACCCCGCAUCCAGAGGCUUAAUGAGCUGGAGGCGGAGACCAGAGUGAAGCUGAAUUAUUUGGACCGCAUCGCCAGGUUCUGGGAGGUCCAGGCGUCCUCGUUGAAAAUCCCUCAUAUUGAAAGACGCAUCCUUGAUCUGUUCGCGCUGUCGAGGAUUGUGACGCAUGAAGGGGGUUUUGAGAUGGUGUGUAAGGAGCGGCGCUGGGCUCGUGUUGCUCAGAGGCUCGGUUACCCUCCGGGGAAGAACAUCGGCUCUCUGCUGCGCUCGCACUUCGAGAGGAUCGUCUACCCCUUCGAGAUGUUCCAGUCUGGCUCCAGCUUGCCGCAUUACAAGCCGAAGCACUACGACGGAGAGGAGGUGGAUAAAGAGUACAAGCCUCACUCCAUCCCGCUGCGACAGUCUGUGCAGCCGUCCAAGAUGAGCAGCUACGGGCGCAGAGCUAGCCGCUGCCAGCCCGAUGUGAGUUACAGCUCCUUCACUUUCUCCUUUCAGUACGUUUACAUACCUGUGAGCAGGAACCUGACACUGAACUGGUCACUAAGGAUCACAAUUCCAUUAGUGACACAGAUGAUCAUCACCAUACGACCCGAUUUAAAAACAAAAUGGGAUUAGUGAAACUGCAUCUGUAAAAUAUUGUGUUUUUCCAACGGCAGACAGUUAUUCUAUCAGAGCAUGUUUCAAAAGUAAUCAAAUCUUCACUUUAUAGAAAAAUAGGUAGA